Messenger RNA from Rotaria socialis, 795 nucleotides. Lineage: Eukaryota; Metazoa; Rotifera; Eurotatoria; Philodinida; Philodinidae. The record is from the annotation of a GenBank genome assembly.
AUGACAUCAACGAUUACACCAACCGAUGAACACGUUACAGAGGUAGAAGAUGACACAUAUGAAUUUGCUCAUGGGACUGUGAUGAUUCUUGCAUGGAUUGUUUUCGCAUCAACUGCAGUUCUGUUUGCACGUUAUGGUCGAACAAUACGAAUUGGCUCGAAAGACACUUUUUUGGGUGAAAAAAUUUGGUUUCAAGUACAUCGUACAGUUGCUUUAUUGGCCACAGUACUAACUCUGCUUGGCUUUUUCUUUAUUUUGGUGCAAACUCAUGGCGAAUGGGUAGAGUCUGAUGAAUACUAUAGAUUUGUUCAUUCUGUUCUUGGUGGUAUUAUUGUGUGUUGUGCACUUGUGCAAGCAUGGAUGGCGCUGUUUCGUUGCCACCCAGAUGGCAAAUUCCGUUUCAUUUACAAUUGGCUUCAUCGAUUGACUGGCCUAUUAGCUUUUUUUCUUUCGGUGCCGACUAUUUUUGUUAUUAUCGCAGAUUUCAGUACAAAUCGAACAGGCAUGAUUAUUAUUCUUUCAAUCUGGUCUGCAUGGGUGGUUUUUAUUGUAAUUGUUUUAGAAGUCGUUCAAUGUUUUCUUCAAAGAUCAUUAAAACAGAUUAAAAUGAAAAACAAGCCUGAGCUAUACGCUCUCAGGGAACCACCGUUUAUUAAUAGAAACACAAAUACUGAAAAUAACGAUCUUAGUGUUAUGACACCUUGGCAUUACAUAACAUUAGUUUUGUUUUUGCUGCAUUUCCUUGUCUCUAUCGCUUUGGCUAUCCCACUUAUUAUUAUUGUUUGGCAGCAAUAG